AUGUCGACAAACCCCACGCAUGCCCCACCGCCUACGAUACCUUACACCUCUCCUCCCAUCACCGUCAUUCUAACCAUCAUCCUCCUCCUCUUCUUCUUCAUCGGCUUUUUCUCCAUUUACUUUUGCAGGUGUUUCAUGCAUAACUUAUUUUACUCCUGGCAUCUCCGCCACAACCCCUCUAGGGCCGGCCCUGCCGCCGGCAUCGGAGGGGACAGUGUUUCCCCUGGACUUGACCCUUUGAUCAUAAGUUCCUUCCCUACCUUCACCUAUUCAAGUGUCAAAGAAUUCCGGCGAGAAAAGUACGGUUUAGAAUGUGCUAUAUGUUUGUCGGAGUUCAAGGAUGACAGCCUUCUUCGCCUUCUAACCAAAUGCUUUCAUGUCUUCCAUCAAGAGUGCAUUGAUCUCUGGCUCGAGUCGCAUAAAUCGUGCCCGUGUUGUCGUUGUAGUCUCGACACGCCGAUUAAUUCCCCCGAAAAAUCUCCAGUUUCGGUUGACACCCCGUCUGUGCAUGAAAAUCAUGAUUCCGUGGGAGAUUCGGUCAACAUCGACGUUAAAGAGAACGACGAGAAUGAAGAGAAAGAGAAGGAGAAAGAGAAAGACGAAAACAAGAAGGAGAAGCAUGUGGUCAUUGAUGUGGAUCCCGACAGAGAAGGAGAUAACGAGAGAACCGAAGGAUUCAUGAGGUGUAAGUCGACCGGGCAUUCGAUCAUUAAGAAUAACAAAGGAUGUGAAAACGACGAUAAAUUUACGUUAAGACUGCCACAAGACGUGCGAGUGAGACUGAUUCCGAGACAUAAUUGGACAAGAAGUUGUACCGAAUUCGGACAAUAUAAAAGCAAAACUUCGUCUAGCAAAGAUGAGGUAUCGCUAAACAGAGACGGACAUAAUGCAUAG
This is a messenger RNA of Cynara cardunculus var. scolymus (artichoke), 894 nucleotides long. Its product is annotated as RING-H2 finger protein ATL29-like. Lineage: Eukaryota; Viridiplantae; Streptophyta; Magnoliopsida; Asterales; Asteraceae. The transcript has a single exon. The record is from RefSeq and is a predicted model, not a curated record. The coding region runs from base 1 to 894 and encodes 297 amino acids.